Messenger RNA from Perca fluviatilis (European perch), 1344 nucleotides. RefSeq names its product fucolectin-4-like. Lineage: Eukaryota; Metazoa; Chordata; Actinopteri; Perciformes; Percidae. The transcript is spliced from 6 exons. The record is from RefSeq and is a predicted model, not a curated record. Bases 135 to 1070 code for a protein of 311 amino acids.
UUCUGAUGAUUGGUUGGACAUGGUUUGACUGAUGUAGAGGUGAAGAAAGAGAUGCAUAUAAAAAGGGCAAAAGAAUAGCUUACUUUAGUUUGGGAGCCUUUUUUCUCAUCAGACUGUCGAGGUCUCGAGCCAGAAUGAUGAAACUGCAUGUUUUCCUUCUGCUGCUCCUCCUGGAGACGUGCUCAGUUUCCACUUACGAAAAUGUGGCCUUGCGUGGAAAAGCAACCCAGUCAGACCGUUAUGAGCACGCGUUUGGAGCUGCCGAAGCUGCUAUUGAUGGAAACCGUGAAUCUGGUUUUCAUUCUGGAUCAUGCACCCACACUGAUGAAGAGACCAACCCCUGGUGGAGAGUGGACCUGCUGGAGUCCUACAUCGUCACUUCAGUCAUUAUCACCAACAGAGGAGAUUGCUGUGAAUUAAGGAUAAACGGGGCAGAGAUCCGCAUCGGCAACUCUUUAGAAAACAAUGGUGCCUCAAACCCAGUGGCUGGUAAAAUUUCUACUAUUGGUAGAGGCAAAUCAUUCACUAUGACUUUUACUGAUCAUGUGGAGGGACGUUAUGUGACUGUGGUUGUACCGGGUUCAGCAAAGAUCCUUACACUCUGUGAAGUGGAAGUCUACGGGUACCGUGCCCCAACUGGAGAGAACCUGGCACUUCAAGGAAAAGCCACACAGUCGUCACUGUACAUGUUUGGCGUUGCAUACAAUGCCAUAGAUGGGAAUAACGGCAGCAGGUGGGAGGACGGCUCCUGCACUCACACAAACAACAACAUCGACCCCUGGUGGAGACUGGAUCUGCCCAAAACCCACAAAGUGUUUUCUGUUAAAAUAACCAACCGAGAUGAAGACCCAGAACGACUCAAUGGAGCUGAGAUUCGCAUUGGAGAUUCCCUCGCAAACUUUGGCAACAGCAAUCCCAGGUGUGCUGUGAUCCCAAGUAUUCCAGCAGGUGGUGUUGGUGAGUUCAAGUGUAAUGGGAUGGACGGACGCUAUGUCAACAUAGUCAUCCCAGGAAAAGAAGAGUUCCUGAGUCUGUGUGAGGUGGAGGUGUAUGGCUCUCGCCUAGAUUAGCUCUGAAGAAGUUCACAAUGCAUGACAAAAACAAAUCACUUCAUUGUAAACUCAUUCAUUAGCUCCUAGUGUGACAGCGAUUCCAUUUGUAGGAUUAACAUCACUUCUUAGUGCAUAAAUAUUAUUAAGUUUGGCCAUGUUUCAAUUUCUAAUUCUGUUGUUUGAGUUGUCUUUUUUAAUUCUAGCUUUUUGGAGUACUGUCACAACCUGCUGAAGGAUAAAAACUGUAUGAAUGUCAUCAAUACUGAAAUACAAUUAAAUCAUUAAAACAGCC